Varanus komodoensis (Komodo dragon) is the source of this 2983-nucleotide messenger RNA. RefSeq names its product NEDD4 binding protein 3 (gene N4BP3). The transcript is spliced from 5 exons. The record is from RefSeq and is a predicted model, not a curated record. Gene Ontology annotation, cellular component: cytoplasmic vesicle. NCBI's taxonomy places the organism in Eukaryota, Metazoa, Chordata, Lepidosauria, Squamata, Varanidae. Bases 313 to 2082 code for a protein of 589 amino acids.
CCAGGCCGUGCUUUAUCGCUGCACUCGCAGCAGCGGAACGCGUUUGUGCCCUCGCUCCCUUCACUUCUAAAGCGUGGGUAGGCGCAGCUGCGGAGCAAAUCCAGACCGGAUUUUGCCUCCUCCUCAGCAGCACAGCCAGAGACUCCCGGGCUCCUUGCCUCUAGUGGGGUGUUCAAAUCGCAGCGAGGGAAGGAAGGGCCAGCUGAGGGGCUGCAGGAGGAGAUUACGGAAUGGAGCCUGAUCCGAUGUAGCCGGUGAUCGGGGCUACAUGCAGCAAAGAUGUGCUGGAACCCUGCUUGCCCCUGAAUCUCCAUGGCAACAGCACAGGCCUCUCCUGUGACCUGUGACCUCAGCCAUUGUCUCUUGGAGCCCUACUCUCUGGAUUGUAAACCCGCCAACAACCGCAGCAUGGGCAGUGUGGGCAGCCUUGUAGAAAAGCAGGAUUUCUUGCCAGCUGCACCAGGAGGUCUGCGAGGGAUGCGUCAGCCAGACGGGUUGCUCCGGAAAGGAAUGUCUCAGCGUGAAGUCUUUGGUUACUUACAUGGGGGCAAACGGGAUGCCCGGACUGAGAAGAAGCACCAGUCCUCUGCUGGUGGCUUUAAAAGGGACUAUGAGAGUGACCGGGAGAACCAGUCCCCUGAGCGCUAUUUCCGGGACAAUCACCAUGGGGCAGAAUUCUCCAAGAGCUCUUUGCCUGAGCGUGGUCGCUUUGACAAGUGUCGGAUCAGGCCCUCAGCUUUUAAGGUGGUGGCUGGCAAAAGCCUGUUGUCCAUGCAAGGGCUAUCAUCAGCCAAAGGACAGAAACUCUCAAAGAGCAAUGGAAGCCUGCACACACUCUUGACCCAAAGCAGCACGAGCAGCUCAUCUCAACGGGGCCCCCUGCGUAACCACCUGCUACACACCAUCAGCCUUGAUGAGGGGUCCAACUCUGUCCAGAGCUUCCCCACUUACAAUCCCCGUUUCAAACCUGCUCCGAGUCAGCUUAGUGCUUCCAUAGGCAACAUCAACCACAUUGGUGGCUCCCUAGACAGGGCUUCUCGGGGGCCACGGGAUCCUUUGGCUGUAGAGAAAGCGCCACUGUCCUGCAAGAGCCUCAGCCGCUUGCAGAGCUCUGGGGAGCCACCCCCACCAUAUGAGCCUACAUAUUUCUUAGAAGAUGUGGUCAAGCAGCUUGAGGACCGGCUGAGUGAGAAGGGCAUGGAGCUCCGUCAGUUGAAGCGAAACCUUAGUGAGAGUGAUGACCCCUUCACACAGAUGUUUGAGGACAAACAGCGUUUAUGGAUGGAUGAGCUGGAUGAACUGAAGCAGAUGUAUGUGGCCAAGCUGCAACAGGUGAUGCAACAGGCGCAGCGCAGCCAGCGGGCACUUCAGCUGCAGCUCUACAAAGCACAGCAGGAAAAGAAGCGGCUGCAAGAAGAGCUGGACCUGCAGCAGAGCCAAUGUGAGGAGCUGAGGCUUCAGCAACAGCAGGCAGAGCGCCUAAGUCCCAAACUGGAGGAGACCAAGUGGGAGGUCUGUCAGAAGACUGCAGAGAUUUCAUUGCUCAAGCAGCAACUCCGAGAUGCCCAGGAGGAGAUGGCUCAGAAACUGGGUGAAAUAUUUAGUUUGAAAACACAGUUACGGGAGGCCCGAACAGAGUUGCAAGCCAAGGAUUCACAAUUGGCACAGCUGGAGGACUCUUUCCAGCCUGUACCAGAACGGGGCUCCCCUGUUCCUCCAAGAGACUCUCCCAUGCAGGCUUGCCAGGACUUUUUGGGUUGUGAAACAGAUGACUCGAAAUGUCGGGGAAUGCAAGGGGAGAGUGCAGAGGGUUCUGAGUGGCUCUGGGCAGAACUGCUGCGGGAGAGGCGCCAGGCCCAGCUGCAAGCUGCAACUUUUGAGCAGGAGCGGAAAACCUGGCAAGAGGAGAAAGAGAAGGUCCUGCGCUAUCAGCGGGAGAUUCAGGCCAGCUAUAUGGAGAUGUACCACCGGAACCAGGCUCUGGAGAGGCAGCUGAGUGAAUUCCGGCAGUUCCAAGCUGAGCCCAGAGGUAUCAACUCAGAGUCACCUUGGAUUGAGAGAGUCGAGUCCUCCAAGAUCUGAACAGUACAUGAGAGAGGCCCUGUGCUGGGAUUGCUAAGGUGUAAAAGAACCACACUGCAGCAUGGACCAAAGGGUUUGUUGGGGGAAACUAUUAUGCUGAAGAGCCCAUUAAGCUGACCUGGAAGCUUCCUCUGUUGUAACAUGCAGGAUUUUGUAGGCUGCUGCCACCCAUGGAAUGAAAUCCCAGCACGACUUCUGGUUUUUUGUCCGUCCAAGCUAGACUGUUGCCUCCCUACUACUGCCAUCUCAGAGGGCAGGGCACACUUUCUGUAUCCUGCUUUGUGCCCAGACUGGCACUGCAUGUCAGGAUUGAAGGUUUAUUAUUGUGGAAUGUGAAUGGCCAUGAUUGGAGCUGUAAGCACUCUUGAUGAAGUACUAAAGAAUGUGUAGAGGGCUCUUCCCCUACACAGUACAUCCAUACUGGGGCUGGGGCUUUGUCCCUGCACAGCUUCAGACUUGACCUGUUGUGUUGAGAGAAGGAUGACAGCAAACCCACCUCAGCAUGAACCUGCUAUGUAGGAAUUAUUUUCUGUCCAUCUGGCUUGUCCUUACGCUGUGGCAGAUUCUGAAGCUCCGGUUGUAACAUGGUUGUGUGUGCCUUGUAUUCUAAGAGAGAUCUUCCUGUGUAUGGCUCCAGAAUAGUUCCAGAAGCAUAACUGGCCAAUGAGGCAAAUGCUCAGUGAAGGCCAAACCAGUUGGAUUCAGCCACCCAAAAGGCCACGGGGCAGUGCCAUCUGGGCCUGGGGCAGUUUCCCCAUAUGUGUGGCUGGGGUACUUUUGAUACCUCUGUUUUGUUGCUGCUUGGUGCCCCAGUUCUGGAUUUGAAGGUUCUUGCCAGAGUAAUAAUCCCUGCAAUGGAAGCUCUUCCUGGCAACUCCUGGAAUAAAACUCUGCCCUGGAA